This is a messenger RNA of Lytechinus variegatus (green sea urchin), 1950 nucleotides long. RefSeq names its product dehydrogenase/reductase SDR family member 7-like. Bases 374 to 1420 code for a protein of 348 amino acids. The transcript has 9 exons. Gene Ontology annotation, molecular function: oxidoreductase activity. NCBI's taxonomy places the organism in Eukaryota, Metazoa, Echinodermata, Echinoidea, Temnopleuroida, Toxopneustidae. The record is from RefSeq and is a predicted model, not a curated record.
CCGCGGAUAACCAAUUACCUUCCACAUUCAAACUAGCACCGUCGUCAAAAAAAAACACUUUACAGUCUUACACAGAGAUAGCUGUGUAGCUGUAUACAUUGUACUACUCAUCACAUAAAGCCUAGUUGCUUGUCACUCAUUGCUCAGUGCAAAAUAGGUACGGCAAAAGGAAGCCAUUUGCCCAUUAAGUUAGCAUCCGACUGAACGAACUGACGGAGCAGCUCCACCGCCGUGCCCGUGGCCUUAGGCUUCCCCUCGCCUCGGCCCGCUUCCCUGCAGCGGUGACCUUCAGAAACCUUCCCUGCACUCUGCAGCGGUGAUUUUCAGAAACCACCAGAGCACUCACACGUAUUGCGAGGGAAAAGCAUCCGAAAUGGCUCUUGACACCAUCUACCUUGUAGCCCUGUGCAUCGCAGCGGUCUUCAUCCUUCUAUCAAUCCGCAUCCUUUACUUCAUCGCUCUGAUUCUUCUGGUGACGCUAGUCAUUUGUUUCUUUCUCUCGAUGGUCUCCGAUGGUGACCUCACUCUCAUGUUCUUUGAAGUGUUCGGAGACAAAGGAGAGAAUAUGAAUGGAAGAGUAGUUUGGAUCACCGGAGCAUCCAGUGGAAUAGGAGAGGAACUUGCAUAUCAGCUUGCUAGAAAGGGCGCCAAAGUUAUAUUGUCCGCCCGUCGUGUGAAUGAGCUGGAGAGAGUCCAUGGCAACUGUGUCCGAUUUCCAGGGGUGAGAGAGGAAGAUAUCUGGGUCUUACCGAUGGAUGCAACCAAGUAUGAUACUCAUCGUCAGCUGGCUGAAUCCAUUGUUGAUCGCUUUGGCAAGAUUGACAUCCUGGUCAACAACAGUGGGCGGAGCCAACGUGCAUUGGUCCAGGACUGCAACAUCGAGGUGGACCAGGCCAUCCUGGACCUGAACCUUCUGGGUCCGAUCUCGCUGUGUAAAGUAGCCCUACCGUACAUGCUAGAGAACGGUCACGGACAGAUCAUCAACAUCAGUAGUGCCACCGGAAAAAUGCCUGCCCCCCUCUCCACCGCCUACGCUGCCUCCAAGCAUGGCAUGCAUGGUUUCUUUGAUACAGUAAGAUGUGAGUUAGCUGAUAAGAACAUUGAUGUGACCAUGGUCUGCCCUGGGCCUGUCAUCUCGCACAUUGUAGAAAAUGCGUUGAGAGAAGACUUUACAAAGCCUGCUGUAAAGCCUUACGACGGGAAGGGAAUGCGCAGCUUCAGGGUUUUGAUGACGACCGAACGAUGUGCUGCCCUCAUUCUGGUUGCCAUGGCAAACAAACUCAACGAGGUCUGGAUUGCGAGGCAACCUAUUCUCAUCUUUUACUACAUCGCUCAGUAUAUGCCAGGUGUCCUAAAAUGGCUAAGCCCAUCCAUUGCUCGUGGGAGAGUUAAACAGUACAAGCUUAGUCAGGAUGAAUGAUGCUACAAGGAGGAUUUAUUGUAGGAGUGAUUGCAGUUACUUCAGGAAGUCCAAUUCAAAUUGGUCAUUAUGUAUGUGUUUGUGGGGAGGGGAGGGGUGAGGCAGUGUUGUAAUCAAGUAGAGUAGACUCAACAUGGAUUGAGUCUUAGUUAUUUGAUCCCAAAUUCACAAAGGUGUUUUUUUUAAACCAUCGGUUGAACCCAUGGCUUAUGCAAAUUUCCUGUAUAAAUUAUGCUUUUAACCACGUACAUUAAAAGAUGUCUAAUGCUGAUGUGCGCCUUUGUCUCAGUGCACCAAGUUGACGCCUGUUGCCGUGGUUAUCCACGCUUUUUUAUUCAUGAGUACACUGUUUUUAAUAAAUGAAUCCAUUCUCCAAACAGCGUACUUGGCCAAGGCAACAGGCGUCAAUAUGUCGCACUGUGACAAAAGCGCACAUCGCAUUUGUUUUUUUUUAUACAUGCAGUCAAUAGUAGUAAUUUAUAAUUACAGAAAAUUUGCAUAAAACCAUGGGUUCAACCAAUAUUUUUAUA